Molecule: messenger RNA, 6193 nt
Organism: Lepisosteus oculatus (spotted gar)
Lineage: Eukaryota; Metazoa; Chordata; Actinopteri; Semionotiformes; Lepisosteidae
Gene: mcee
Product: methylmalonyl CoA epimerase
Biological process (GO): L-methylmalonyl-CoA metabolic process
Cellular component (GO): mitochondrion
Molecular function (GO): methylmalonyl-CoA epimerase activity
Source: RefSeq, a predicted model, not a curated record
AAUUUGACUUAUUUAUGCUGACAUUUUAAUACUAUCUUGCUUUAUUUAUAAUGGGUUAAUACAGAAAAUAUUUGUCCUCUAAUAUAAGGUAUGAAGCUUUAUAAAUUUCAAGUUAGUUAAAAAUAAAAAUCUAAAUAAAACGUCAACAAUACAGUUCUGAAGAGAAGGACUCCAUUAAACGGAUGAGUUUGUAUCUUUUAAUUUUAAUUAUUUUCGAGAUCUCAAUGUGGAAAGCAUUUUUGUCUACAGCAUUUUAAAUAAAGUUGUAUUUAAAAAUGGCGGCGUCCAUGCUGAAGGUUGUCGUUACAGGUUUGCUAUGCAGUUCACAUCGUGCUGUACCAAUAUUCAGAAGACUUUCAGUGUCAAAGCCUGUGGCUCAGGGUGUGCCAGGACCCAUUUGGAAGCUAGGUAGACUGAACCAUGUUGCCAUUGCAGUCCCAGAUCUGGAGAAGGCUACUUCUCUGUAUCGGGAGGUGCUGGGUGCCCGGGUAAGUGAGACAGUGCCCUUACCGGAGCAUGGGGUUUACACUGUGUUUGUGGAGCUGGGUAACACCAAACUGGAGCUUCUGCAUCCCCUGGGAGAGAAGAGCCCUAUCGCAGGAUUCCUCCAGAAGAACAAAGCUGGUGGGAUGCAUCACAUCUGCAUUGAGGUGGAUGAUAUCAAUGCUGCUAUAAUGGAUUUAAAGGCUAAGAAGAUUCGGACUCUAUCAGAUGAGCCCCGAAUAGGAGCGCAUGGUAAACCAGUGAUGUUUCUCCACCCUAAAGACUGUGAUGGGGUGCUAGUUGAGCUUGAGCAAGCCUGAGCACGCAGAGCUUUUGGAGACUCAGUGCUCUCCACCUCGAUAGAUGAGAGCACCCACAAAGGACAACCACAUUGAAGAUUUUCUGAAAACUUAUUAAACGUCUUGGCAAUUCAGUGACGCAGAAUCAAUGAAAACAUCAGGAUCAAUGCAUUUUUCCUUAAUUGCAGAGUGAUCCAGAAAAGGUCCAAAUAAUAACACAGUGCAAAAUACAGUUUUAUUUUGUUUGUUAAUACGUUUUCAUGUGUAUUGGGAAAAUUAAUAACUGUGGUGUUUUGCCUUUCAUUCAACUGUGCCUGCCAACAUCAAGGACAUAUUACUUAUUUUCUAAAGCAGAUAGAACACAGUUUCAGACUGUGCUAGGAUACCGUUGAAUACUAAAAUGAUCAUUUUUAUUUUUUCUGGAUUAAUUGUCCCAAAUUUCCUUGAUGGGUUAUAAUGUUAAAUUAAACAUGCAUACCACUGCUUACAGCAAAAUGUGUAUAAUUUGUUUUGUGUUUUUAUACCUGAUGUGCACGCAGAAAAUACCAGAAAACUAAAUAAGUUGUGAUUUGCAGAGACUAUUGAUUUUGUUUCCUUUAAAAUCUUGGGACUCUUUUUUUUUAUUGGGCAUAACUUUUCUUGAUAUCUGUUAUGAGUUAACAUUUGAUGUGGCAAUGAUUGGAUUUUGCUCUUAUGGUAACAUAAUGUGCUUUAAUUUUGCUUUAAAGUGCAAUCGGUGACAGUGAGGGUUUCUUUCAACUAAUGUGCAUUAAUUAUGCAGCUUUUGGGAUUUGAAUCUCAAGUUAUUAGCUGUUUUUUUAAUUUUGAAACAGGAUUAAAUUGAAACGAGGGGGGACAGUGGCGCAGUGAUUAGCGUUGCCGCCUCGCAGCGCUGGGGCCCUGGGUUCAAUUCGGACCUGGGGUGCUGUCUGUGUGGAGUUUGUAUGUUCCCCCCAUGUUCAUGUGGGUUUUCUCUGGGUGCUCAGGUCUUUGUGUACCUUGCAGUGUUCUGGUGUCCCAUCCAGGCUGUAUCCUGCCUUAUUCCCAUUGUUGGCUGGGAUAGGCUCUGGCUCCCCUGCGACCCGGAAUUGGGUGAAGCAGUUAGAAAAUGAAUGGAUAAAAGUGACGCCUGAUUAAAAUUGGAGUAAUACACUAGACACCAUGGUAAAUACUGUCAUCAUGCAUGUGAAAUCUGGCUUGGGAUGGUGUAUCUCUUGGCAUUAUGAAUUAUUGUCUUCUACUCUUGACUCUUCUCUCAUAAAUGUGUGAUAUCACAUUUCCACAAGUUGUGAAUUUGUCUUUUGCUUUUUCAGUUUGGAUUUGAAAUGUUGUCUUUUUUAGGAAAUGGGAAAGAUUAAUGUAUUGUUUGUAGAUCUCCAAUUGAAAAAAACAAAUGUUCUAUUUUUAUGAAUUUCCCACUGAUUAAAGCUCACUUUCUUCUCCUUAGGCUCGUAAUAUUUGGUUAAGAUUUACCUUAAAUAGACUGUUAAAUAGAUUAAUGACAUCAAUAUUCCCCAGUUACUGCAGCAUUGGAAAGGGUCUGACCAGGUGAAUAAUCUGAUGUAGUUUCUGCCUUUGUAUUAUUAUUUAAGUAGCUGACUAUUCCUUCAUAUCUCAAAGAAUAUGAAAUAAUACAUUGACAUUGAAGGCUGAAAAAAAAAAUCAGCAUGUAUAGCUGGAGAGGUAUUCAAACUACUUGAUUUCCAUUCCAUGUAUUUACAGGUAAAUCUAGCUAAGUAUAGUAAAUAUAUUAGAAUAGUCAGACUCACAGUCUUUGCUGUUCUUAUGCAGCAGAGUUUUUAGAUGUUUCAGGGUAGUUUGUCAAUUUAGAAUCCAAGCUUUAAGAAUUUAACUUGGAUGCACGCCUCUGCAGAAGAGGUGGAGUGACAUGGCAUUUCCUCUUAACACAAUUCAUCGUUCCUUUGAGGCUGAUCAUCAGCUCUGCAGCAGCCCUUGUUUAAGAUGAAAAAAUACAAGAGAGUGUCGUGGGAAAACAAUGCAUGCCUAGUUUCUUCUGGUAUUCCGUUUCCAUCUUUUAUCACCCCCAGACAGAGAUGAGUUAUGGCUCAAGGAGUGCUUUGAAUGAUUCUGUUCAAAACUAAAUCAGCAGUUUUAGCCCUGCUGGCAGGCCGAUUCCUCCCCAGCUGCUGCUGCAGCUCAGCAAACCUGUGAAUUACUUCAGAUGUCAGAUGGAAAGCAUGAACAUUCACACUUUAAAGCUCUAGGAUAAGACAUGUAUGUUGAUCUGCAACAUUCCUUUGGGGCUUUGCCCUUUUGCCCUUCAAGCAAAACUCUUUAAUUUAUUCAUUUAUUAAAUUUAAUUUAUUUUUUAUUUGUUUACAAAGCCAACUGCAUGCCAUUGCUUAGGGAUUUUAAUUCUAAGCAUUGAUUCUGCUAUGUCAAACAAUGCAGUGUGUAUCGAAUUGCAUCUCAUAACUCUUAUUUCAUUAUUUCAUUAUGCAAAUAGUGUAAGAAUGUUAGAAUAUUGUUUCAAUGUUAAAAAAGCCAUCUGAUUAUGUUACACAGGCUUGCAGACAGCCAUUUCAAUGUUAUCCUUUUUAUGGACAGUUUCAGAUAGUUAUACAGAGUUUAGAUGUUUAUGAUUAUUAUGAAAUAAAGGUAAAUGACAUGGGACUGAAACUUAGUGUAGAAACACAACAUGCAGUGCAGGAAAUGGGCUCAGUGCUGCCUGUUCCCUCAUUGAUGCAUGCAUCUAUUAUUAAAAUUGAUCACAACAUUGGUUAUCAUAGGGCCAUAAAAUCUGCAAAUUCAGCUGCUUCGACAUUUUAAUUUGUUCCACCAGUUCUCGACUGGGGAAUCAAUCUUCAUAUAUUAGCUGUAAGCUGCUCCCAGGCAUUUGUUUGAUGUAAAGUAUUGCACGUUUUGUAUUAAUACCUGCUCUUUGUGUUAUUGCACACUUCCAACAGAUCUCAGUAUUUUGCAAAUGUUUCUUUUUCUGCAGAGUAGUGUGUUCUGCAGAACCUUGCUGUGAUCCUAUAAUUAACCAGCUGCUCUGUACUUUCCUUUGAGUAGAAAAUAGGGCAUUUCAGGGUUUCUAAGCGUUAUGUCAAUGAGCCUGCAAAGUUGUUGUUUUUCCAUUUAUAUACAGCAAUAUGACUCUCAGAGACCUUACUCCUAGGUUGUUUCUAGACUGCCUGCCUCAUCAGACUUGCUUCAUUGUGUGCUCAUAUACAGUACCUGCAGUCCCUGUAGGUCUCCGUUCAAUUGCUUGAUUGAUUUGACAUGUUUAAGGACCAGCUGACUGCUAAGGCUUCCAACACUUAAGAACAAAGAAAAAGUUUCUGAGCAGAAUUGAGAUUUUGGAAAGGCUUGAUCUUUUAUGAAAUAGCUUGCAAGGCAUGAGUAUACAGCCAACACACUGGUCUCUCAUUGCCUGAGGAUUUUUAAAGACCGUAUUUUGUGCUGUACUUGAAAUAGGUUUUAUAUUUCUAGUGAAGAGUGUUGCACUAUGAAUCCAUUUUAUAUUUGAUUUGACAAGUGCCAGUUUCUGCAUUCAUAUUUUAGUGCAGUAGAGCCAGCCUGGUUAAGACACGAUUAAGGGCUCUUAAAAUCCAAGCAGUGUGUACUGGGAUGGACAGUCCAUACUGUACAUCUAAAGAGUGGAAAAAAACAUUCCCCUUGUUAAUAUGAAGUAACUAGCCAUUGUCACAGAUGGGAGUAGGUAGCAUGACUGCAGAGGUACCACAGUGCAGGCAAUGGGUGUUCUAAAUUGUGCUCAGAAGCUGAGAUAGGUUCUAUAUUAAUAUCCACCCACAGUAUCACAGCUACUGCUGAGCUGAAAGUAUUUUCAGGUCACUUUAUGUGGGAUAAAAGCACAUUUGUAGGAAAGUGACAGCUACAAGCAAAUCUGCUGCACCACUUCUUGGGCUUAACUCCCUGGACUUGGUGGGGUGGUGGGAGGGGUUUUCCUUUUUUCAGCUUUUGACCCAUGGAGAGUUUGUAAGCCAACAUAAAUUAUUCAGAAAUAUGGAUGUGUUGUGGAGUUUCAGCAAUGUUGCACUGGAGAGCCAUGAGGUCCAAUUGAAAAGCUAGCCUUUUUAUUUAAGUUGCAGUAACACAGAUUAGACUUGAGUGGUCUUAAUUUAUUCUCGUCAUCUGUUUAAACACUGGUUUCGUGAUGGUAUGCUGUAGGUCUUGUUAAUGAGUCAGGUGCCAUCUUGUCUAUUUGACUGUGCUACCUUAUACUAAACACUUUUCAAGAUACAGUUGAGUAUUAUAAUAUAUGUAAAUGAAGGAGUUUGCUUUCAUGUUUCUGUGAAGGUAAAGGUAAGAUAAAUGAGUGGCAUUCAAUAUUAACUAUUGGUAGGAUUCUAGAGGUAGUGCUGUAGAGGAUAUACAGUGUGCUCACAAGGACCCAAACUGAAGUACAAAGGAUGAGGUGUUUUUUUUUACACAUAAAAGAUUAAUUUUUCAAAUGUUUUUGUUGAUUAUUGAGAUCUGUUUAAAGCAAGUAACAAUUUCUGAUAUUUUUUCCAAAUUCUGAAUGUACUGUCAAUUUUUUUAAUCAGUUAUGUUAAUUGUAUAAAAUAAGCUUAUGCCUUUCAUUGAUCUUACAGAAACUUUAACAUCAUGUGUUGUGUAACUGAAUGAGUUUUGUAUUGUCCUUAAUCACUGGUACAUCCUUUAUUGAGGUUGGUAUAUCAGGCGUGUAUUGUGUUGCAGACAUUUACUGAGAUUACACAACGCCACCCAUUUAGGAGACUAGAGUGCUAUAGUAGAGUAAUUCCUUGAAAGUGUUCCACAGUGUUAAAUCAUUUUCAGUUUCUAUGAAACUGUGUUAUUCUAAAAAUGUAAAUAGUUCUUGAAGAUGCUUCGUUCAUCCACCCAAAGCAACUGCUUCAUCCAGUACGGUGUCAUGUUGAGUCAUACCUGGCUGACAGUGGGCACAGGGCAGGAUACACCCUGGAAGGUAUGCCAGUGCUUUGCAGGGCGUGCACAGACGUGGACAACAACCUAGACAAGCUCUCUGGACAGCAGGAGGAGGUCAGAGCACCUAGCGAAGAGCACAUGGCAAACUUCACACGCCCAAGGGGGCCCCCCAGGACAGACUUGAACCCAGAACUGAAGAGCUGGGAGGCAGCAAUGCUCAGUGGUCUGCUCCCAAUGACGCUUUGGAGAAAUAUGAAAUGAGAUAUUGUAUUGAUGAGUUUCAUUCAUUCAUACUGAUACGGUUCCGUUUGGUGAUAUAGGUGCAGCAAAACAUUGAGUAAUAAAUGCAAGAUGGAAAUGUAUCCCCAAAGCGGUGAAAAAGAUAAUGCACAAUAUUAGUUGCAUUUCCGUCUUUGCUCUUUGCUUAAAAUUGAAAUAACCAUUCUUAUGUGUCCCUCUAGCAGUCUUGUUAUCAUAUUGAAAUUAAUUGCAGCCUUUUAUUAAAAAUCCCUGUUCCUGUU